GGCGGGGAGGGGCCGGAAGCGGUUGGGGCGCAGCGCAAAAGAAGCCUCGCCCUUGGCGCCAGCUCCGCUUUCGUAUCCGCCAAUGGCCAGCUGACUCGCAGGUCCGGGUCCCGGUCCCCAUGGUAGCCCGGCGCGCUCGGUUCUCAUUGGCUGCGUCGGCCGGAGCGUCGCGUUUCGGCGCUUCGACGCCGACUGUGUGCCACGUAUACGGUAGCUGAUUGGGCCGCCCGAGUUUACGUCACUUCCCGCCGGCCGCCGGCCCGAGUUGGGAGGCAGUCGGUCUCCGUCCGGCGUCGUGUCCAGGUUUGCUGCGGUCUCGGCCCUAGCGUCAGCGCGGACUGGGCGGACAAGGCAGAGCCAGAGUUGGUCAGUCUGGCGGGUGAAGGGCGAGGGGCCGGGCACAGCGGCGGGAGUGUGCGGCAGGGGUCCGCCAGGCAGGCCGCGGACACCUCGGAGCCCGGGACUCACUCUCCGGCCGCCCGCAGGCGCAAUGAAGGCACUGAUUUUGGUGGGUGGCUAUGGGACGCGCCUGCGGCCGCUGACGCUAAGCAUCCCGAAGCCGCUGGUGGACUUCUGCAAUAAGCCUAUCUUGCUGCACCAAGUGGAGGCGCUGGCCGCGGCCGGCGUGGACCACGUGAUUCUGGCUGUGAGCUAUAUGUCUCAGGUGCUGGAGAAGGAAAUGAAGGCGCAGGAGCAAAGGCUAGGAAUCCGAAUCUCUAUGUCCCAUGAAGAGGAGCCUUUAGGAACAGCUGGGCCCCUGGCACUGGCCCGUGACUUCCUCUCUGAGACUGCAGACCCUUUUUUCGUCCUCAACAGUGACGUGAUCUGCGAUUUCCCCUUUCAAGCCAUGGUGCAGUUCCACCGGCACCAUGGCCAGGAGGGCUCAAUUCUGGUGACCAAAGUGGAGGAACCCUCUAAGUAUGGCGUGGUAGUGUGUGAGGCGGACACAGGCCGCAUUCACCGGUUCGUGGAGAAGCCGCAGGUGUUUGUUUCCAACAAGAUCAACGCAGGCAUGUACAUCCUGAGCCCUCCAGUGCUACGGCGCAUCCAGCUGCAGCCCACAUCCAUUGAGAAGGAGAUCUUCCCUGUCAUGGCCAAGGAGGGGCAGCUCUAUGCCAUGGAGUUGCAGGGCUUCUGGAUGGACAUUGGGCAGCCCAAGGAUUUCCUCACCGGCAUGUGCCUCUUCCUGCAGUCGCUGCGACAGAAGCAGCCUGAGCAACUGUGCUCAGGCCCCGGCAUUGUGGGCAACGUGCUGGUGGACCCAAGUGCCCGUAUUGGCGAGAACUGCAGCAUUGGCCCUAAUGUGAGUCUGGGUCCUGGUGUGGUGGUGGAGGAUGGUGUGUGCAUUCGGCGGUGCACGGUGCUGCGAGAUGCCCACAUUCGCUCCCACUCCUGGCUUGAGUCCUGCAUUGUAGGCUGGCGCUGCCGCGUGGGCCAGUGGGUGCGCAUGGAGAACGUGACAGUGCUGGGUGAGGACGUCAUAGUUAACGACGAGCUCUACCUCAACGGGGCCAGUGUGCUGCCCCACAAGUCUAUUGGUGAGUCGGUGCCGGAGCCCCGCAUCAUCAUGUGAGGAUGCUGUGGGGCUGGCUGAGCCCCCAUUUCCCCACUGGCAAGGGGAUCACUGGCUCGACACAUCAGGAGGCCCUGGACUCAUUGCCAUCUGACUGGGGAGGAUUGGACAAGGUUGAAGCCAUCGGACACCCGCCUUCUCCUGUGGACAUAAUCUGGCAAGAUCCUUGCUGGGCAUACCCCACAAAGCCCACUCCCUCAAGAUGGGCUGGGCCAGGACUGUAUGGAAUAAUAAUUUAAUGCUCACUGUG
Aethalodelphis obliquidens (Pacific white-sided dolphin) is the source of this 1823-nucleotide messenger RNA. RefSeq names its product GDP-mannose pyrophosphorylase B (gene GMPPB). NCBI's taxonomy places the organism in Eukaryota, Metazoa, Chordata, Mammalia, Artiodactyla, Delphinidae. Gene Ontology annotation, molecular function: mannose-1-phosphate guanylyltransferase (GTP) activity; GTP binding. The transcript is spliced from 9 exons. Gene Ontology annotation, biological process: GDP-mannose biosynthetic process. The record is from RefSeq and is a predicted model, not a curated record. The coding region runs from base 491 to 1573 and encodes 360 amino acids.